CAAGGAGCUAAAUUCCUGAAUGAGUGUUUUCUCGUGUCGAUUAACCUCAAAUAUUUUUUCUCUGCGUACAUCCUUAAAAUUCAAAGUGAUUACAUUUAAAAUAGCGAAUGAUGGAAAGCCCAGAGGAUACAGUUAGGGUGAAGGAAGAGCCGAUCAAUGAUACUUGGCCGGUGGCAGGCGAUAAUAUUUUCGAUUCGGUGGACUCAUGCAAAGCCGUUAAAUGUGAAACACUGCCGUUUCAUAAAUCAUCAGCACAAUUGGCGAGUGAGACUGGAGCGUCGCGGGAGAGUUUAGGUAAUGAAAUAUUCGCAGAUUAUGAGUGCCAAUAUGUUAAACUUGAACCGACAUCUUUUUCGACAAGAGUCUGCAAAACUGAGUAUCAAAGAUACCCAUCCGUUUUGAAAAUAGAAAACUUGAAUCAGAAAAAUUACUCUAAUGGAAAAAGUCUGAUGAUUUUGAUAAAAAAGGAUUUCGAUUAUGAUAAUAAUUGUCAAUUCCAAGCGGAUUCCCGAUUGAAAAUUGACGAAUUUAAGAAGAUGAAAAUAUUUAGAAAUAUGACUGGCACCAAUUUAUCUUGCAAGUAUAUAAAGUGUGGAAAAUUUUGUCAAGGAGAAGCAAAGUUAAAUUCACGUAUCAGUUCGACAGUUAAGCGUAUUAGAUCUCACGAAUGUGGCAUUUGCCACAAAUUAUUUGAUUAUAAAAGCUACCUCAAACGUCAUCUCAACGCAGUGCAUUAUCGCAGUAAACUCUUUCAAUGCCAAACUUGUCAGAAAUCAUUUUCACACCAAGGUAAUCUUAAUAAGCACUUAAAAACAAUACAUGAUCUUCGCAAACCCUUCGAAUGUCAUAUUUGUCACAAAUCUUUCGGACGAAAAGAACAUCUUGAAAUUCACACAAGUACAGUACAUGAUCGUAGCAAACCCUUCAAAUGUGAUAAUUGUUACAAAUCAUUUUCACUCCGAGGUAAUCUCAAUUCUCACAUAAAUGUAGUACAUAAACGCAUUAAAUCCUUCGAAUGUGAUAUUUGUCGCAAAUCAUUUGGAUACAAAAAACACCUUGAAAGACACAUAACUGCAGUACAUAAUCGGAGCAAACCCUUCAAGUGUGACAUUUGUCACAAAUCAUUUGGACAAAAAUCUGUCCUCAAAUCACACAUAAUGAAAAUAUAUCAUCGUAAAUGUGCUAAAGACUCACACAAAUGCAGUACACAGUCAUGGCAAACUGUAAAAGGAUGA
Molecule: messenger RNA, 1235 nt
Organism: Trichogramma pretiosum
Lineage: Eukaryota; Metazoa; Arthropoda; Insecta; Hymenoptera; Trichogrammatidae
Product: zinc finger protein 836-like
Exons: 4
Coding region: 108-1235 (375 amino acids)
Biological process (GO): regulation of transcription by RNA polymerase II
Molecular function (GO): DNA-binding transcription factor activity; RNA polymerase II cis-regulatory region sequence-specific DNA binding
Source: RefSeq, a predicted model, not a curated record